Messenger RNA from Capsella rubella, 282 nucleotides. RefSeq lists its product as uncharacterized. The record is from RefSeq and is a predicted model, not a curated record. The transcript has 2 exons. Gene Ontology annotation, cellular component: vesicle; extracellular region. Gene Ontology annotation, biological process: regulation of protein localization to cell surface; regulation of double fertilization forming a zygote and endosperm; double fertilization forming a zygote and endosperm. NCBI's taxonomy places the organism in Eukaryota, Viridiplantae, Streptophyta, Magnoliopsida, Brassicales, Brassicaceae. The coding region runs from base 1 to 282 and encodes 93 amino acids.
AUGGAAGAAGGAGAGAAUUUGAAAUUUCGUAGGAGCGCGGGACUAUGGGAAGAAGAAGAUGAUGAUGAAGAUGAAUGUUGGAGUGAGCUUAAAAAAACACCACAUGAAUGUUUCGACAACAUUACAGGAAUCUUUCACGGACGUUUUCAUGAGAUCAAGAAACAGUGUUGUGUAAUCGUUGAUUCACUUUCUGAUUUGUGUUGGCUGAUCAUCUUCCCGAGCAUGCCUUACAUACGUUUCAUGAUUAAGGGUAUGUGCACUGCCAAAUACGGAUUGCAUUGA